This is a messenger RNA of Meriones unguiculatus (Mongolian gerbil), 4445 nucleotides long. Its product is annotated as steroid 21-hydroxylase. The transcript is spliced from 9 exons. The record is from RefSeq and is a predicted model, not a curated record. NCBI's taxonomy places the organism in Eukaryota, Metazoa, Chordata, Mammalia, Rodentia, Muridae. Bases 2948 to 4360 code for a protein of 470 amino acids. Gene Ontology annotation, molecular function: steroid 17-alpha-monooxygenase activity; heme binding; iron ion binding. Gene Ontology annotation, biological process: progesterone metabolic process; hormone biosynthetic process.
ACUCUCCCAGGAAGCUCAGGCCUCAUGGAACAUGAAACCAGUAUCUGCUCCUGCUAACAGAGGCUCGCGGAGAGCUCCAGAGCUCUAAAACUGAGAGAGGCAGAGGUGGGACCCCGGUUUUGUCUGGGAGGACAAAAGUAAAGCCUGCUUCAGGCCCAGCCAGCUGCUUGCUCCCGAAGACGGGUGCUGCCGUGGGCGGAGUGGCACUGCAAAGAGGUGGCAGCGGGCAGAAGCUCAGGGCACCCAGCAGCACAUGGCUGACUACCAGCAACCACAAGCCCGAGCAUCAAGGGAUGAAUUCUUUGGGAACUUACACACCUUGGGCAGUAGGAAGGGGUUUGAGGGUGAAGGUGUUUGAUACCAUAGGGCUGGAGGUGCCAGGGAUACCCCAUUUAUGUAACAAAACAGCCCUAUUGUGAGAAGGGGCAGGAUCAGUACUUAAUCAUUCUGUGGGUGGGGGUAGAACCCCAGGUACGGUUAAAGGCCAUGGGUUGAAUCCCAAGACACCAAGCCAUCUCAGCACAGGCAGGUGUUUCCAGGAAUCCCUGUGCACACUGAGCAGGUUUCUUAGGGGGAGAGGGUUGGGCUGUGAUCUCCCUGAGGGCAGUGACACUCUGUAGAGGAUCUGGGCUCUAGAGGAGGGAACCCAGCUAAGGAAGGGAGUCAUCUGAUGCCGAGCUCAGAGGCUAUCCGGAAAUGCCAGCAGAGUCCCACAUGGGGGUCCAGUAGCCAGGGCCUCAAAUCCCCUGUGGCUGGAUGUCAUGGUCACUGGGGACACUUAGGGACAGCUCCCAUCUUUAGUACACUGUCCAGCUCUUCCUCAUUUUAGUUGCGGGGUCUGUUGGCUUGCACUGUGUCAUGGCUAGUUGUGAGCCUGUGGACCUUGUUAUUUGUGAUAUUAGGCAAUUUUUCUGGAGUUGUGCAACCUUCAGGUCUGAUGGUCAUCUUCCGGGUACUGAUUUUAAACAGGCCAAAGGUUGACUGUGUUGUUCCUGAAUACUCAAGGGGAACCCCCCCCAACCCUGUCUGCCUAGACUUCUGCCAACUUGGUGUUUAUUCCAGGAUGACCUAGAAUUGAACCAAACAAAUUUACUGAGGUCAGAUGAAUCUGCCAUUUGACCGUCCCACAGACAUCUGUCACCUGUCAUACCUUGUCCUGCCCAGUGAUUGGUACCAGAACCGGAACCAUAGCUGCUGAUCCCUGGAGCUCAUCACUGGGAACAGAAUGAGACUAGGUAGUUCCUGUGCCCUGGGAGAGGCGAGAGCCAGUACGGAGGCAGGUGACUACUUCCCUUCCCAUGGUUGCUGUUGUUUUGUUUAAGACGGGUUCUCCGCAUCCCAGGCCAUAACCAGCAGGAAGUAGUCUAAAGAGAACUAAGCCCCUGUUCCCCGCUACCCUUUCUCUCAUACCUAGAGUUGGGGAGUUGGAAGGGGAUAGCGAUAUUAGAACCCCAACAAAGCAGCAUAAAAACUAUACUGUGGCCCCUUGUCUUCUGAACACUGUUUUGUGUGGUACUGGGGUGGAACCAGCCCCUCUGUGAAGCAAACACUAACGCCGAGCCUUUUCAGCUCUAGCCCAGGCUGAGCUCAGGCUCAACCCUCCCGCCCCUGCCUCCCGAGUGCUGAGAUUACAGGCAAGCAGCACCACACCUAACUGUAGACAUCUGUGACAGUGAAGGAGGCCAUGUAAGUGAUGGCACCGGGCCAGGCACUGGGGUGUAUGCCUGUAAUCCUGGCUUCAGAGACGGACACAGAGGAGUCACUUUAAAGUCAUCCUUGGCUACAUAGUGACUUCAAGAAAGUCUGCUUGUGGUGGCCCAUGGGUCGUGCUUGCUUGUUUUUCUGUUGUUUUACACAUACAUACAACAUAAACUAAAAUAAAUGUAAAACUAACCCAGAGAAAGCUUGUGUUUUGUUCGCAUGCAGAGGCACCAUGUUCAGGCAGUGUUCCCAGGGGCCAGGAGAGGGCGCUGGAACCUCCGAACAGGAGUCACAGACGGCUGUGAGCCGCCGUGUGGGUGCUGGGAAUGAACCCAGGUCCUCAGCAAGAGCAGCCAGUGCUCCCAACCACUGAGCCACCUCUCCAGCCCCAUGGCACGUGUUUGUCAUUCCAGAAAUGGGGAGACAGAGACAGGAGGACCCCCGGGGCUCAGCAGCCAGCCUGCCAGGCUAAAUCAGGGAGCUCCAGGAAGAUGAAAGGCCAGGGCUCUUUUCCUCUGGACAGACUGUCCGAGGCUGACCGUGGGCCUCCACACUUAGGCGCGUGUAGGUACACACAUGUAGCCCCUCACCCCACCGGAAGCCUCAAACUGAAGCCAAGAAUUGCGCAGGGAAGCAGCUGGUUCAUGUCUGUCACCCCAGCUAUUUGAGAGGCUUCGGGACGAUUCAAAGUUUGAGGCCUGCCUGAGCCACACAGAGCGUUUAAGGCGCCCUGGCCAACUCCGUGAGACCCUGUGUCAAAAUUAACAGGAGAGCGGGCAGAAGGCUGGACUGCCUCACCGCCAGUGUAUAAGCUCCUGGGUUCAACCACAGGCAUCACAACAAUCACGAAAAUAGAGUAAUAAUAAACAACAAUAAAAUACUUGCAGGGACUGUAGGUAAACCCAAAAGGCCUGUUGGGCCGGGGCUGCCAGUUAUUUCUUUUCUCUGGGACACGUUCACUCCAAGGUGAGGUGUAGGGGUUAGGGCAGGCUUCUUGGCCCACAUGGCUGACAUGGACGGAGUCAGGGAACGGAUUGUGAUAUGGAAAGGUCAGGGUUUUGCAUCUGUACCUUUCUUCUUGAUGGAUGGUCCCAUCUUUGAUUCAUGGGUUCUCCAAGGCUGAUAGCUCCGUGCAAAUCUGAAAACACGCUGCUCUGUGUGGGAAGGAACCCAAGCCACAGCAGAAAGGCUGGCUGCCAGCAGGGACUAUAAAAGGCCAGGCCACGGCCCAUGCACAAGUUCCGCCAUGGUGCUUCCUGGGCUGCUGCUGCUGCUGCUGCUGCUGCUGCUGCUGGCUGGCGCCCGCUGGCUGUGGGGCCAGCGGGGACCCUCGAAUCUCCACCUCCCGCCUCUCGUCCCCGGAUUCCUGCACGGUCUGCAGCCCCACCUUCCCAUCCACCUGUUCCGCCUCACUCAGAAACUCGGGCCCAUCUACAGGAUCCGCCUGGGGCUGCAAGAUGUGGUGGUGCUGAACUCUCACAGAGUCAUUGAGGAGGCCCUGAUCCAAAAGUGGAUGGACUUUGCUGGCCGACCCUGGAUGCUGCAUGAAAACCUGGAGUUUGAUCUGUCCCUGGGGGAUUACUCUCUCACCUGGAAGGACCACAAGAAACUCUCCCGCUCAGCCCUGAUGCUGGGCAUGCGGGACUGCAUGGAGGCCCUGGUGGAGCAGCUGACCCAGGAAUUCUGCGAGCGCAUGAGAGGCCAGGCUGGCCGCCCCGUGGCCAUCGACAGGGAGUUCUCUCUCCUCACGUGCACUAUCAUCUGGCGCCUCACGUUCGGAGACAAGGACAGCACGCUUCUGCACACCACCCACAGCUGCGUGCGGGAUUUGAUGCAAGCCUGGAACCACUGGUCCAUCCAACUCUUGAUUCUUGUUCCCCUUCUCAGGUUCCUUCCCAAUCCAGGCCUCCGGAAGCUGAAGCGGCUCCAAGACGACUGUGACUGUAUCGUCAGGGAGCAGCUGAAGCAGCACAGGGACGUCCUGGUCGAAGGCCGGUGGAAGGACAUGACCGACUACAUGCUUCAGAAAGUGGACAAGCAAAGGGGCACGGGGCGGCUCCACGAAGGGCACGUGCACUCGUCGGCAGUGGACUUCCUCCUCGGGGGCACCGAGACCACGGCCUUCACCCUGUCCUGGGCCGUGGCCUUUCUGCUUCAUCACCCCGAGGUGCCUCGUGAGGAGAGCAAGGCCCCGCCCUCCACUGCCCGGCCUGGGCUGUGCUCACAGAGGGCCCUGGGCUCGGCUAGAUGGCCGGAGGGAGGGGCAGGCAUCUGCGAGCCGCCUGACCAAAGCUUGGUGCCCAGAUGCCAGCCUUGCCCCUUCUUCUCAGAUCCAGCGGCGACUGCAGGAGGAACUGGACCUCAAGCUAGGCCCCGGCUCCCAGCUCCUGUACAAGAACCAGGCCCAGCUGCCCCUGCUGAGGGCCACCAUUUCCGAGGUGCUGCGCCUGCGGCCGGUGGUGCCCUUGGCCUUGCCUCACCGCACCACUCGGGCCAGCAGCAUCUCUGGCUACGACAUCCCCAAGGACACCGUUGUCAUCCCCAACAUCCAAGGCGCCAACCUGGACGAGAUGGUCUGGGAACUGCCCGGCGAGUUCCGACCGGGUGCGGCUGCAGCCCCGGAACCGGGUGUCCCAAGACCAGGGCCAGAAAUCCUUGACGGGAUAGGACUGGGACCAGCCUCGUGCCUCAGUUUCUCCUUUAUUGCUCCAUCCCCCUCCCCUCCCCCCUGUAAACAUGGUGCU